Merops nubicus (carmine bee-eater) is the source of this 401-nucleotide messenger RNA. Its product is annotated as exonuclease mut-7 homolog. The transcript is spliced from 3 exons. Lineage: Eukaryota; Metazoa; Chordata; Aves; Coraciiformes; Meropidae. The annotation marks the transcript as partial. The record is from RefSeq and is a predicted model, not a curated record.
GCCAAGACCCAUUCCUAUUGCUGAAAACCCUUCAGCUUCUCUGGACAAAGGAAGAGAUGGAGAAGCUCAAGGAAGAAAUCAGGCGGGGCUUUGCAGGCCUGGAGGACCCACUGGCAGGACUCCUGGAGAUGCUGGAGGGCAGCAGUGACUGGAAGGGGAAAGGGCAUUCCCUGGGGUAUUACAUCACCACGGAGCUGGACCUCUGGAUAAAAGAGCAUCCUGCUGUUCAACAGUCUGGCAUCAAGCUGAAGAAGCUGCAGGCUCGUGUACUUGGAAUAUUAGCCCAGUGCCCAGCUAAUCUUCUUGACCCUCUGAUUAGCAUUUACCAGCUCCAUACAGCAGACCGGAACUAUUUGCUUGAACAUGUCAGUCAUCUUUAUCACAGGGGCGAUUACAAAGAG